AUGGUCCGCUCGCCUACUCCACGGAUCUCUCUUCACAUGAGACUCUUGCCCAUUGUGGUUUUCGUCGGCGGGCAUCUAUUGGAAAGCUUAGCAGCAAAAGAACAGUUUGUCUUUCGCCAUGGGUGGCAACAAGACUUCAUUCGCUUCGCCCCUCCGUCAACUUCACUGGCUAGCCGUGGCCCACCGCAGGAAGGAAGUGGCCAGAUACCUUUGAAGAUUUCCAACAACUGUGAAGCAACAAUCUGGCCGGGCAUUGCAACUCAGUCGGGCACGGGCCCUGGUACGGGCGGUUUUGAGCUUCCCUCCAGAACCACCACUGACCUCUGGGUGUCUCCUGACUGGCAGGGCCGUGUAUGGGGUCGCACGAACUGCACAGUCAAUGGAGAUUCUUGCGCAUGUGAAACGGGGGAUUGCUUCAACAAGCUAGAUUGUGAAUUCAGUGGUGCCACGCCAGCGACACUGGCCGAGUUUAACCUGGCCGGUGGAUUAAACGGCAUGCAGACCUUCUACGAUAUUUCACUUGUAGAUGGAUACAACAUACCCAUGGCCAUAACCUACAUCCCAGCAAAGAACACGACCUUCAUCCCCCCAAACCUGACCAAUGUUGCAUGCAUUGCUACCGCUGGCUGGCUCCAUACCCAGAAUGAGACCGGGACAUACUACUCAAACGCUACCUACCCGAUUCCUCUAGAGUCCUCUGAAACCAACAAUAGUAUUCGCAACUGGUGUCCUUGGGCGUUGUUGGUAUUCCCUCCGAUGAAACCUAGAGACGAUGUAUAUCACUAUCCGGACGACGCUCUUGAACGCCCCGAGUUCUCGCCCUGCCACAGUGCUUGUGCUGCAUCGGGCCGGGACCAAGAUUGUUGUAUUGGCCGAUAUCACGACCCGAAGAUCUGUAAACCAUCCUCGUACAGCAAAGCUGUAAAGGCGAUAUGUCCCGACGCGUAUAGCUUUGCCUUCGACGAUCAGCAAUCUACAUUCAUUGUUCCGAAAGGGGGCGGAUGGGAGGUAAUUAUGUGCCCUGAAGGCCGAUCGACUAACAUUCUACGCCAACUUGGGAAUGAAAUGUUUGAGCUCGCGAGUGCCGGUAGCCUUUCACAAAUGACGGUCUCCAAGCUUCGAAAUGCCACUUAUAUCAACAGUGACAAGAGUGCUGCGACCAGGCUACAGCUCCCUCCGCUUGGUAUCCCUUUGGCCACGACCCUAGUCUCGUGGUUACUGAAUUGA
Clonostachys solani is the source of this 1227-nucleotide messenger RNA. Lineage: Eukaryota; Fungi; Ascomycota; Sordariomycetes; Hypocreales; Bionectriaceae. The record is from the annotation of a GenBank genome assembly.